AUGUUCACGGAACUCAUUUUGCUAGGAUUCACCAAAGAUCUGACAAUAAGCACUUUAUUAUUUAUUUUAUUUUCCAUAAUAUACUUGGUGACUGUUUUUGGGAAUGGUCUCAUCAUAGGUAUAAUUCUACAUAACCAUCACUUACACAUCCCCAUGUUCUACUUCCUUUGCGUACUUUCUGUCUGUGACUUGAGUUACUCAUCUACUGCUGUGCCCCGAUUGUUGUCAGACCUCUUUACUUCCAAGAGGGUCAUCUCGCAGGGAGCUUGUACCAUCCAGAUCUACGUCAUCCUGCUUUUAGAGGGAUGUGAGUGUCUUCUCCUGGCCAUCAUGGCUUAUGACCGUUACGUGGCCAUCUGCCGGCCUCUCCAUUAUCACGCUCUCAUGCGUUGGAGUAUUUGUUACAAACUGACUGCCAUGAUAUUUAUUUCAAGCUUCAUGAUGUGUAUUUUUCCAUCAAUUUUCCUGCGGAUUACUCUUUGCGACAACCAGAUUAAUCAUUUCAUGUGUGAGAUUCUAGCAGUCCUAAAAUUGGCGUGUGGGAAUAUUUCAUCCAAUGAAAUUGUCAUCUUCUCCAUCAGUUUUAUUACUCUUCUCCUCCCUUUUGUUCUUAUUAUAAUAUCAUAUAUUUGCAUUUUGUCAUCUGUAUUAAAGAUUAAGUCUGCGGGAAGAGCUAAAGCCUUUUCCACUUGUUCCUCCCAUCUGGCGGUGGUGGGGUUAUACUUUGGUACAGUGAUGCUCAUGUUCUUGGGUCCACCAUCUCAGUACUCCACCAACCAGGAGAAAUACAGCUCCGUAUUUUAUGUGAUUGUGUCUCCCAUGCUGAACCCGAUCAUCUACAGCCUCAACAACAAGGAAGUUAAAGAUACCGUUAGAAAACUGUGCUCUACAUUUAUUGUUACGCAAACAAGCAUUCAAUGA
This is a messenger RNA of Staurois parvus, 921 nucleotides long. NCBI's taxonomy places the organism in Eukaryota, Metazoa, Chordata, Amphibia, Anura, Ranidae. The record is from the annotation of a GenBank genome assembly.